Molecule: messenger RNA, 1311 nt
Organism: Penicillium canescens
Lineage: Eukaryota; Fungi; Ascomycota; Eurotiomycetes; Eurotiales; Aspergillaceae
Product: F-box protein
Exons: 3
Coding region: 250-1263 (337 amino acids)
Molecular function (GO): protein binding
Source: RefSeq, a predicted model, not a curated record
AGAUAACAUACAAACAUAUCUACACACAUCAUCAUCUACACAUACCAACAUUGAUCAAUUCCCAUCGUGUCCUGCUUUGCAUUGUGCAACCCAAAGUAGUGACGUCAGUGCAUGUCCCUAUCUCUAUCAGGCCAUCAACAACGCAAUCCAACACACCACCACCACUGUCGACAUUCUUAUAUUGACCCCCUGUCCUAGCGUGAGUAUACUAACUUGAGCCCUAUACUGUCCCACAGUUAACGCGCAACAAUGAACCACUCCGUUACCCUGGACUCUCUUCCAAAUGAGGUGUUUGUCCAAAUCCUAUCAGGAUUCUCAACAAAAGCCCUACUCCCCUUAACAUCAGUCUGCCACCGCUUCCACGCCCUAGUCCUCCGAAUCCUCCAUUACCGCCUCCUCUUCAGCACCCCGCUGAAAGAAUACAAACUCCUCCUAGAAUGCUUCCACCCCAGCUCAAAGCUGACAGAGCCACACGUAUUCUGCAAAUAUCUCGGCACAGACGGCCUCAGCGAGCGCCAUGAUGGGGAAGGCUCACUAUACGAGAACGUCGACACAGCCCACCAACUCAGCCGGGUAACGGGACUAUACUCCCGUUUUCGACCGGAAGUGUGCACGCCAGAAGAGAAGAACAGUACAACAGGGAGAAAUGGUGCCCGUCUUGUACCAUCGCCAGGUAGGAUGCUUCUGUUGUCGGGGGUUGCAGGGUUUAUCAGAGCUGACAUGAAUCGGGGUGGAGAUGAUGAUGACGGCGCUGUAACGCGGGAGGUGAUGUUAGAUGGAUUUGAGGACUUCUCGCAGCUGUGUGUGGUGGCUAAUCUUGUGCAAGUCUUGCCGGGUACUUCGUUGUUGUUGAGUGCUUUGACUAUCGAGGAUGGAGUCGUUCGGUUGUGGAGGGAUUGGUUGUUGCGGCAGAGUCGGAAAUGGAAGGCAGCUAUAGAACGGGCUAGGGAGGAGGGGACUGAGAAGGUUCUGAUUCCGCCUGAUUCCGAUGAGAUUUUGUGGGUUGAUACGGAGGAGACCGUUGGGUUGAAGAUGCGUGUGCGGCCUAAGGAGUGGAAUCCUUCCUUGCCCGUGCUUGUGCAUCAGGAUGAUCGGGAUGAGGGUUCGGAUGUUGCUUAUGAGGUGGACUUGGAAGAAUUACAUAUUCGUUCUACGCGCCUGCUAUUAGCUGCCGAACAGUCGAAAGAAGAGCAGCAGAACUACCAACCAAAUGCUGUUGUCCUUGGAAAUGCACCUAUAGCCGCACCCAUCCAAGUGGCGUAACAGAACACAUCUUGGAAAUACCAUGAUUACAAUGAAUGACACUAAAAU